UCAAACAGCAUGUUACAGAUAUUGAAGAAGUACUAGGUGCAUUGAAUACAGCCAACGUUAAAUUAAAUGUCAAAAAAUGUGCAUUAGCCAAGAAGGAAUUGGACUAUUUAGGUUUUAGAAUUACGCACAAUGGUAUUAAGCCCAUGACAGCGAAUAAAAAUGAAUUUGGGAAGAAACAUCAUGGACCAACAAACGACUUUACCUGGACAACUCAAUGUCAAAUUGCAUUUGAGACACUAACUUCAAAACUAUCACAAUAUCCAUUAUUGGCAUUUCCCGACGGACAUUCAAAGCUCCAAUUGAGUACCGAUGCCAGCGACGUUGGGAUUGGUGGUGUGUUAAAUCAGAUUACAAAACACGGGAUUAGACCAAUUACCUAUUUAUCCAGAUCAUUAACACCACCAGAGAAGAAAUAUUCAACGGUGGAAAAGGAGUGCUUGGCAAUAGUGUGGUGCAUUAAGAAAUUACACCCAUAUUUAUAUGGAGAGGACUUCACAGUAUUCACUGAUCACCACCCACUGUGUUGGCUCAAUAAACAAUCAUCACACAAUGGACGCUUAGAAAGAUGGUCAUUACAAUUACAAGAAUACACCUUUGACGUGAAACAUGUCUCUGGUAAACGUAAUUGCGUAGCUGAUUGCUUAUCGCGUUACCCAUCAGAUCCACCGGAUGAUCUUGCUGACAAGCAACUCGAUAUUAUGCAUCCACCCAAGAUCAACUCGUCUCUUGAACAGAACGCUGAAGUGAAUAACCUUACCACUAGCCCCUUACCAGCUCGCCGCCAAACAUUAAUAUCCUUUGAUCCAACUAAGAUUGAACACGAACAAUUGAAUGAUCCGACAAUUAAAAGGAUACGCCAGCAAUUAUUCAAUGGCCAACAGGUUAAAUCUUUCAUUUUGGACAACGGUGUAGUAUAUAAAUUGAUUCAACGUAGCACAACAACACCCUUGCAAUUACCAUAUGUGCCUCGGAUGUUGGUGAACGAUUUACUGAUGGCUCAUCAUACCCAUCCUACUGCGGCACACGUAGGUGUCACCGGCACAUGGAAUAAACUGCGUGAUCGAUACUACUGGCCGGGCAUGCAUUCGUCAAUACAAUCAUUCAUUAGUUCAUGCCAAUUAUGUCAACAGUACAAAAUAUCACGGCGAACACCAGCAGGACAUUUACAACCAACUGAGAUUCCUCAAGGUGUAUUCGAAAAAAUCAACAUGGAUUUUAUUGAUCCACUUCCAACAUCAACCCAAGGGCACAAGUAUAUCUUGGUAUGUAAUGAUUAUUUAUCAAAAUAUAUUAUUGCACAACCAUGCCAAGAUUGUUCCGCCACAACAGCCGCGAAAUUUUUAGUAGAACAAGUGACGUUGGUUCACGGUACACCAAGGGUGGUGGUAACAGACAAUGGUUCACAUUUCACCGGCCAGGUUUAUGAAGCAGUGGCGUCAAGAUUGGCAUUAGUGGAACGGAUUGGUACUUUAACACAUAAACAUCCAGCAAAUUGGGAUGAAUAUAUUAGUUUCGUUACCCAUUCGUACAACACAACCAAACACUCCACGACCGGUCUAGAGCCAUCAAAAUUAGUGUUUGGACGAAAUUUGGUGUUACCAUUUGAUCCACCAAAGAACAAUAUCAUAUUUACCGCGCCAAAUGACUAUUAUGUGCAACUAAUUCGGUGUUUAGAGGAAACGAAACAAACCGCCAAACAAAACAUAAAACAUCAACAAACUAUAUACAAAAAACAUUAUGAUACAGGCCGUCGAGACAGAACCCUGGCAAUAGGCCAAUUAAUCUUUGUUGAACAAACCCCACACAAAAUGAAGAAAUUCUUCCCAAAAUGGGACGGACCAUAUGAAGUCAUCAAGCAAACGGGACGACUGAACUACGAGGUAGGUGAAACACAAAUUCAAUGA
Messenger RNA from Didymodactylos carnosus, 1904 nucleotides. The record is from the annotation of a GenBank genome assembly. Lineage: Eukaryota; Metazoa; Rotifera; Eurotatoria; Philodinida; Philodinidae.